Salmo salar (Atlantic salmon) is the source of this 3138-nucleotide messenger RNA. RefSeq names its product guanine nucleotide-binding protein G(I)/G(S)/G(O) subunit gamma-12. Gene Ontology annotation, molecular function: G-protein beta-subunit binding. Gene Ontology annotation, biological process: G protein-coupled receptor signaling pathway. Gene Ontology annotation, cellular component: heterotrimeric G-protein complex. NCBI's taxonomy places the organism in Eukaryota, Metazoa, Chordata, Actinopteri, Salmoniformes, Salmonidae. The record is from RefSeq and is a predicted model, not a curated record.
CUCCACUUCUCUAUCCGGCUGCGAUCGUUCGUUUUCGUCACGAAGCGGAGGAGGGAGUGUAGCCUAGUCAUACGGGCAAGUAGGUGGAGAAAAUAAAAUAAUAAACGAUAUUUACGAUAAGCGACAGCCAACACCGUGAGAAAGUGAAAGUGGCAUCAGUCGGCAGUCCCAAAGACCGUCGUUUGAUCUGCUUUUCAUAGCUGUCAACUGUUAUUGAGUGAGGUCUCCUCCUAGUUGUUGACGGAUACAGUAGGCGACACGGGGAGACCAGCCUGUAUUGCCCUCGCCAGAUUUCAUAAGAUUAGAUAUUUGACGAGUGGUGUGGAGGCCAAGAUGUCAUCGAAGAUGCCAAGCUCUAACAACGUAACUCAGGCCAGAAGGACAGUACAACAGCUAAAGAUAGAGGCCAGUAUUGAGAGGAUAAAGGUAUCCAAGGCCUCAGCGGACCUCAUGCACUACUGUGGCGAACAUGCCAAGUACGACCCUCUGCUCAUGGGCAUCCCUGCCUCAGAGAACCCCUUCAAGGACAAAAAGCCUUGCGCUAUAUUGUAAUGACCCCUUUAUGUAUCUGUUGGCUUUUUAAUGUUCCUGUAUAUCUUUUUUUUUCUACUCAUCCACCCAUCAUGCCUUAAAGCCUAUAACCUUACCCUUUAAUGAAAAUGUUGUAUUUUAUCACUCACGUGGAACAUACUUACAGACAUAACAUACAGUGCAUUGAUACAGUACAUCGUUCAAAUAUACCUUGGGACACUGACUGUUAAUGUGUGUCUGAUUUAGCUCAGUGGAUUUUGUUUCCGACCAUCCCUUUAACAAGUCUGUUUUAAUCGUAUCUUCUGUCAUUUGUAUUAUAAUGACCUAAUUUAAUAUAUUUCAGGCUUUGGAGGUGUGUAUUUUCUUCUUCCCAUUGACUCAUCAUUGACCCGUGCCGCGUUCACGUGCUAGUCGGAACUAGGAAUCUCAGACAUGUUUGACUUGCUAACUGGUUGAACAGGACAUGUGUAUAACUACAACCAGUUAGCAAGUCAAACAUGUCAGAGUAACCUAGUUCCGACUAGAAUAUGAACGCAGCUUCAUGCUGUUUAUUAAUAACUUCCUGGUUCAACAGGAUGGCAUCUGGACUGUCAGUGAGCAAUGGAGGAAGUAGACCCAGGGACAAAUAUUUUCUAAAAUAGACAUCAUCAGAGCCCUCAGCCUUCUAUUAAUGUAAAGAGCAUAAGUUUUUGAUUAGUGCUAAGGAUAUUUUAACUCAAUGCCAAUUGUCGGAUGGGAAACUGCAGUGUACAGCUAAGACAGGUCAUUCACAACCUCAGUAUACAGCACUCCACCCAGCCAUUUAAACCAGGUGUUACAUAACAGAACACUGUGAGCCAAGUCGCCUUAACAUAUUUACGAUAGUGAUCAUGUAAUCAAUGUAUAGGUUGGUAUUUUAAAGAGGGGGUUCAGGUACAAGUAUUCUGUUGGGAGAGACCAUAGGAGGUGCACCAGCUUGGCACAUGGGUUGUUAUUAAUGGUGUAGUAAAUUAUUUUCACUCCAACUAUGUGCACUAUACCAUGUAUUUGAGCAGGCUGGUGGGGAAAAACUAAUUCUGAUUGGCUGGGCCUGGCACCCCAGUGGGUCGGCCUGACUUCGAAGUGGGUGGGCCUAUGCCGUCCCAGGCCCACACAUGGCCUCGCCCUUGCCCAGUCAUAUGAAAUCCAUAGAAUAGGGCUUAAUGAAUUUAUUCAUAUUGACUGAUGUACUUGUAUGAACUGUAACUCAACAAAAUCUUAGAAAUUGUUGCAUGUUGCGUUUAUAAUUUUGUUCAUUAUAGUAUAUGAUAUGUUACGUUUGGUAUGGUUACAUAAGAUAGAAAGUUAGUUAAGGCAAAAACAAAAGGAGGUUGGUUGGUUGGUUGGGAUGGGUGUAUAAUGCGAAUGCAACACAAAGGUUGCAUGCUUGAAUCUCGUCACGGACAAAUUUAGCAUUUUAGCAACUUGGCAACUACUUACUACUUUUUUGCUAUUUUACAACUACUUAGCAUGUUAGCUAGCCCUUCCCCUAACCCUUUUAGCUAACCCUUCCCCUAACCCAAUCCUUAACCCUUUUAGCCCAACUCCUAACCUUAACCCUAACCUUAACCCCUAACCCCUAGAGCUAACGUUAGCCAGCUAGCUAAUGUUAGCCACCUAACCAACGUUAGCCACAACAAAUUGGAAUUCGUAAGAUAUCAUACAAAGCUGAUGAUGGACAUCCACAAAUGAACACAUAUCAUACGAAACGUAACAUAUCAUACUAAAUGGAGUGUCUCAAUUUACAAACAGAUUUAUACGAAAUGCUCUGAGACCACGUUGAUUUGAGGCUGACCCCAAUGGCCUGUGAUAGUACUAAGUAUCCUAUUUGGGGGGGCAGGACCAAGUUUGGGAAACCCUGUCCUAUUGAACAGUAAAAAAAUAGAAUGUCCUGUAUGCCCUGUCGGUUAGCUGUUGGGAGCAUGUCUCGAUAAAACGAACCAGCUGUAUCGAUGUGGUUAGCACAGAUAGGCUGGAAAGUAUAAUUAUGUUUGCAUACACAAAGCCUUACAAGUGUUUGCAUUGUGGUGUGAAGAUUUUUUUUAUUUAUUCAUUAAAUGAAAUGGAUCUUUCUAUGCUGAUUUCCUGUGAUUUCUAACUGAAUCGUGCCAUCGUCUUGUCACUAGCAGAAGAGAAAAGAAAAUGUCUGAUUGUAUACACCUGGUGCUACUGUUUGUAAUGUUUUUGUUAGCCUCCCUCCAAAAGGUACUUCAUUCAUCAUAAAGGUCUUGAAAUCAGAGACAGGGAGACCCAGUAAUCCAUGAUGAAUUCUUGAGCAAUGACAAUUGUAUCUCGACUACUUUUCUCUCUGACAGUGUAUCUCUCUAAUAUGCUAGAUCAGGUUACUGUUACUUUGUGACAUCACCAGACAAUUCUGAUUCAACCAGCAUACCAGCAAUGGCCUUUAUAUACCUUUGUGAGACUCUUACGUGACCUUUCCCUGACCCUCUGUGAAGACAGUGUGAACCUGGUGGAUUAAAGACAUCUGUAUGUGGUUUUGUUCAUUAUAACAAGUAAUGGAGCCUUUGUUUCUCUCUCUGCUGCAGUACAGUCUUUCCUGUUGUUAUUAAACAUGGAUUUAUAAUUGCA